AUGCGGUGUGUAUUGAUUGAUUUUGCGGAGGUACGACCUCUCUGGCGACAUGAUUAUAAAGAGAGGUCUGGGUACAAAGUGUUAAAACAUUAUUUACUUUCUCUGCCUCGAUUGUUACGGGGACUGUUACGAAAGGGAAUUUACCUGCGUCAGGGAAUUUCUUACGAAGAAGAAAAGAAGAGUGCACGCAAAAAUUUAAGAGUUAUGAAAGAACAAUCAAAGCAAAAACUGGGCUCAUUGUCUAAAAAGAAAGGAAAUAAUGUAAAGGGGAAGACAGAAAAAAAGCAGAAACAAAAAGCUAGUAGUGUAAAAACAUUGAGAAAACUGCCCUCUGCAAACAACCCUUCUGAUAGUGAUCAAUCGGAUAGCAAAGAUGAAAGAAUGUCAUCUAUAGGGCAGCUUAUUGAUGCUGCGAAGUUGAUUGAUAAGAAACCUUGUAAGAACAAAAGACGGUUACGGUCAAAUGAAGAUCAAUCUUCGGAUGCACCAUUGGACAAAAAGAAAAAGACUAAGGGUAAGUCUGUGCAAAAUGACGGGAAAAAAAAUGAUGCUGAUGUGAACAGUACAAUAUACGCAGCAUUGGCUGCUGACAAUUUAACUGAUGAAGGUAAAAAAGAGCUUAAAGGCAUUAUGGACGAUUUCGAUCCAAAAUUACUUCAAGGACUGCUUUCACGGUUAGCAAAAUUGGAAAAGUAUAGGGGUGGUAAUAAUGAGAAGGAGAAUGCAGAAUCAAGUAGUACAGAAGAGCAGAAAGCAUCUGUAUUGGAAAAGAAAGAACCAGAAUCAAAAGAUUCUAAUACUGCCCAACUCAAUCAAAAUUUAUACGACUAUCCACCCAUCCUGCCUCACAUGUUUUAUCAAAAUCCACUAAUGAUGCAGAUGUAUUACACACAGUACAUGUUAAGUCAAUUUCCCGGAACUGCUUCAUUCUCAAAUGGUACCAUUGGUGAAUACCAACAUGGAGCCAGCACGUUUACAGGGCUGCCAUCUUCCUCAAAGUCUGUUGAAACCAAUUCAGUAAAAAAGCAAUACGACAACGAGUUUCAUGAAACAGACAAGGGAUCUUCCAUUGUGACAACUUCAUCAACAGAUUUGAGAAAAUCUACGUCUCGAAACUCUGUAAUUGCUGAAGAUAAACGAAAUGAGAUGAGUGAAGAACGUUUUUAUUCAUCUACACAAACGUCUGUUCCUUAUGCAGUACCAUGUAGUGUUGUAAAAGAUACAAUGAAUGUUACUGUAGUUGAGUCUGUUUCACAACAGCCAAUGCCUGAUAAAUACGAGAACUUAGACGUUUCUCAGAAAUCCGAUUGUAGUGCGGAAGAGCAGGAUGGUAAAAGAACUUGCAGUAAAAGUUCUGAAGACGUUGAUGUUGUCACAGAAUACAACAAUGACGAGAUUGUCAAAAACAGUGACGAUAAUGACAGCAAUAUGUCGGCAGAGUUUAAUGUGCAAGAAGAAAAAGUGAAAGAAGAAGACCUGCCCGAAUCGUUGAGUAAAUUUAUAAAGCCAACAGGGACAUCUCCAAGACCUUCCUUCUUGAGAUUUGUUGAUGAUAUAAAUGACCCAUUAAAGAGUGGCAUAAAUGAUGGUGAACCAUCAAACAGUAAACCUUCCAUGAGCAAAGCAGAAACAUUGCAGAGUAGUGUGAUCACAAGUUCUGUGGCUAAAGUGAAAGAAAAACCAUCCAAUAAUGUCGAGGUCAUCGCUAUUUCAGAUGAAGAAGAUGAAGAUAAAUGUGAAAAGUCAUACCACACACUAUUUUCUGUCAAAGAGCAGGAAAAAGAAAAAGUAAAAACUGCAGAAACAAAAAAGAUAAGCAUUGCUGAAUUUUUAGCUGGCAUACCUCCAAAUUUACGAACAAUGCUGGACAAAGGGACUACAACACUGUCAAGCAUACUGGCCACUGCAAUUCGUCAACAGCAUCGAAGCGGUGAUACUUUAGAAAUCAAUGCUUCCCUGAAAGGGUUGUUGGCUGGUGUUAAUGCUAGUCUUACACCGGCAUUAGAUCCAGGUCCCAGUAGCAUUCCGAAGUUAAAAAAAACAGCGAAUAGUCCAAAAAAUGUAGUUCAAUAUGAAAGCAUUCCAUUCCCUGAAUCUUCACGAAAUUUGUAUUUACAAGACGAAGAUGGGGACACAAUCCUUCAUAUAGCCAUUGCAAAGGAAGAUGUGAAGUUAUCUCUCAACAUUAUCAAAAGAAUGAAGGGUUUUCGAAUGGAUAUCAUGAAUACAUUAGGACAGACGCCGCUCCACAUGGCUUUGUAUGUUCAUAAGACGGAGAUAAUCGAUGCCUUAUUGCAUCAUGGCGCUAAUGUCAGCAUUUUGGAUGGUCAUGGCAAUUCAGUGUUGCAUAUUGCAUGCGAAGAAAAUUCCCAGGUCAUGCUUGAAUGUUUGCUCAAAUUUGCAAGUACAUCACGUGAUGUAUAUAUAAAAUUUUUUCAUAUGUUGAAAGGAAAGAAUAACCAAGGCCUAGCAGCGAUUCAUAUCGCUAUCCAAAAAGGAAACAUGGGUGUUAUUGACCGCUUGAUAAAGUUUGGUGCAGAACUGAACAUUCAGGAAGAAACUUCAGGCGCUACAGCCCUGGUGAUGGCGCUGCAAAGAUAUGACUGGGUGUUGGCACGACGUUUUAUCGAAGAAGGAGCUUCAGUGAACAUUCCGACUUAUUCAGGGUAUUAUCCUCUUCAUUAUGCUGCGCAGGCUGUCAAUAUGCCCAUGGUGAAGUUGUUGAUAUCCCACGAAGCUGAGAUGGGAAGCAAAGCUGUAGAAUGUCCGGAUGUCAGUGAAAUUUCGAGAGAGAUAAAACGUCUGCUUGAGAAAGAGAUGCGGAAAAGGCGUCGAAAACGGCACCAAGAAACUCAACGCAAAUCACCGUAAAGUUUUAUAUACCACGUCUCACCACUAGCACACACUACUUCUUGCAUUUCGUACGCCUAAUAUCUUUAAACAAAGGAUACUUUCAUCAAGGCGUAACAAAAUAUAGCGUUGAAAUGUAAAUAUGCGCACAAUAUUUUUGAGCUCCACAAUCUGCUUAAGGAUAUGUAAAGAAAACGUGUAUGUUUUGAGUAAUUACAAUUUUAGUGAGAUGAGUUUAAGAACGCACCUAUGUGUAAACUCUGUAUAUAAUUUAAUUUUUGUACCUGUGUGUCAUUGUAGCAAUUGAAUGCAUAUUCUGUACAAAUAUAUAUUUAAAAUGCCAGAAAUAAAUUUAUUAAAAUAAUAUUGA
Molecule: messenger RNA, 3220 nt
Organism: Hydractinia symbiolongicarpus
Lineage: Eukaryota; Metazoa; Cnidaria; Hydrozoa; Anthoathecata; Hydractiniidae
Exons: 7
Coding region: 1-2871 (956 amino acids)
Molecular function (GO): protein binding
Source: RefSeq, a predicted model, not a curated record